ACGAUAGAAUCAACAAAUUUGAUGCAUUUCGGCUAAGCACCUACAGAUUCAGGUCACUAUCAUCAAGAUGUCAUCAAGCAAGGCAGAUCCAGUUAAUGCUACCGAAAAUGUUAAAGAAGGAGAGAAGGAUUCAAAGCCCAGCACGUCGAGCGAAGAGCUUGAAAACAAAGCUUCAAACAGCAACAGUGGCGCCUCAAAUACAACACGAGAGCGAUUGGAAAGGUUCAAGGCGCUGAAAGCCCGCGCAAAAAGCGCCACCGACAGCAACUUGAAAGAGACCAUAGCCGAGUCCCAACGACUUGCCACAGAUCCCGCCUUGCUUUCCAACCUUUCACGCAAGCAUGCAUUCGCAUCUCAUAAUCUACUGAAAGCCGAUACUGAAGAAGCCGGCGAGGACUUUGAACGCAAGCGAGCUUGGGACUGGACGGUUGAAGAGUCCGAACGAUGGGACAGACGUAUGGAAAAGAAGCAACGACAUCGCGAUGACGUGGCUUUCCAAGACUACCGCCAGGAUGCUCGUAAAGUAUAUAAACGGCAACUACGCGAAAUGCAGCCUAAUCUAGACGCAUACGAAAAGGAGAAAAUUGCCGCUGUGGAGCGUGCGGCUGCAAGUGGUGGAUUGGAGAUUGUGGAAACGAAUGAUGGCGAGCUUGUUGCGGUGGAUAGAAAUGGGACGUUUUAUUCUACGGCUGAUUCAACAGACUUCACUGAGAACAAGCCUGAUCGCGCGGCAGUUGACAGAUUGGUCGCUGAUUUGAGGAAGGCGGAAGAAGUUCGAUUGAAGAAGCGACGAGAUCGUCGCGGUGAGGAAGAUCCUGAUGUUACGUACAUCAAUGAAAAGAACAAGCAGUUUAACCAAAAGCUUGCUCGGUUUUAUGAUAAGGUGAGAGCGCUUCUUUUCUAUUCAAGCUGCUUAUUCUAACAACAUUCCUAUAGUACACGAAAGAGAUUAGAGACAGUUUUGAGCGUGGUACAGCAUUGUGAGCGGAGUAUCUCUUUGCAAAACAAUCGAAAUAUAUCCGUUUAUUGUAGUUGGACCUAUUCGACGAUUUAGAGCAUACUUUUCCGCCAGUUUUUGGUCGCCAGGGUCUCAAUCUUGUUCGUUCCAACCACACCUUUUACCGACUCGUCCGCAAUGGAUUCUACAACCGCUUGCGCGACGACAUCUGCUUUGAGUGGCUUCUCAACCAUGGCUCCUGCAAGAGUUUUAAGGCGUCCUCCAAGGAGAGCAUCCACUUGGGAACCAAUUAUUCCGUUCAAUGCAAUGGGGAGAGUGAUCUUUCUGCUGGAAUCAUAAAGAAAUCCUGGGCGGAUAAAGAUACUUCGAAGAUCGGGUAGGGACGACGAUAUGAUGGCUUCAGCUUCUCUUUUGGUAGAUAUAUAUCUGCCUGGGAGUAUUGGAGCGCCGGCGGCAGCGGAAAUGUAGACGAAAGUGGGAACAUGUUCAAAGGAGGACUCUUGCGCAAGGGCGAUUGCUAUAACGAGUAUCAGUUCUGUCCGCUCUCCAGUCUAGAAGAUAAUGCAUGCCUGUAUCUCUAUUCAUAACCUCGUACGUCAACUGCCCAUCCCUUUCCUGUGGCCUCAACUCUUCCCCAGCCGCUCUAUUCAACGGAUCCUGAGUGCCCCUCUUCGUCGAACUAAACGCCCUUUGUAAACCGGUGAUAAUCGACUCUUUGCCCUGCACAACACCCUUGUAAUCCGCCUCCAGCAAUAUACCCAUCGAAUGCACAACGGCCGUCGCACCUUUGAGGAAUGGUUUGUAUGUAUUUGGUUUGAGAAUGUCGGCUUUUGCCCAUUCGACUUCGCUGGCCCAUCCAGGUCGUUCUUUGGAUGCGGUUACGGUGUCCCAUUUGGGUUCUCCGGAACGACU
This is a messenger RNA of Talaromyces stipitatus ATCC 10500, 1870 nucleotides long. Its product is annotated as SYF2 splicing factor family protein. Bases 68 to 922 code for a protein of 284 amino acids. The record is from RefSeq and is a predicted model, not a curated record. Gene Ontology annotation, cellular component: Prp19 complex; catalytic step 2 spliceosome; post-mRNA release spliceosomal complex. NCBI's taxonomy places the organism in Eukaryota, Fungi, Ascomycota, Eurotiomycetes, Eurotiales, Trichocomaceae. The transcript is spliced from 2 exons.